This is a messenger RNA of Heterotrigona itama, 1971 nucleotides long. Lineage: Eukaryota; Metazoa; Arthropoda; Insecta; Hymenoptera; Apidae. The record is from the annotation of a GenBank genome assembly.
AUGGGAGAAUAUCUCAGUGAUGCAAUCGGUCUAUCAGCAAGAAUGAUCGAGGAAAAAGAACGCGCCGUUCAACUGACAAUGGGAGAAGACGAAAAAUUUUUGAAUUCAGAUGCUCGGUCGGUUGACAAGAUGUACAUAGAGUUCGACAACCUCUCGUAUUCCGUGUGCUCCAGCAAAGGCAAUGUUGCGACAUUGUUUGAGACGUACAAUUACGGGACAAAUGAAAUUAUUAUUCUGCGGAAAAUCACAUCUCUCUGUUUCCUUGUGAUAGGAAAGUCAAAGACGGUGUUGGAGAAUGUGACAGGAUGCUUUCGUCCUGGGAGAUUGACGACGAUCAUCGGUCCUUCCGGCGCUGGAAAAACCACGUUGCUACGCGUUAUAUGCAGCGCAAAAACACCAAGUGUUAAUGGGUCGAUCACCAUUAACGGUAACAAGUGGAACGGCAAUACUUUCCGAAAGCAGAUACGUCUCAUACCGCAGGAAUUCGCUCUUCAACCGUUGCUCACUGCCAAAGAAACACUGUAUAUCGCAGCACGUUUGAAGAUACGAGACAUUUGCGAUAAGCAUGCCGUCAAUUUCAUUGUGACGGAAAUAGCAGAAAGUUUGAACAUGACAAGCUGCUUGAACACUCUGGUGGGAGACCUAAGCGGCGGAGAACGAAAGAGAUUGUCGAUUGGCGUAGAAAUAAUCACGAAACCGUCUAUAUUGUUAAUCGACGAGCCGACCAGCGGACUUGACAGUGCAUCGUCGAAUCAGGUAAUUGGGCUGUUGCAUAAAAUAGCAAAAGGAGGUUGCACGGUCGUUUGCGCGAUUCAUCAACCAAGCAGUCGUAUGAUAUCGCAAUUUGACGAUUUACUAGUGAUACAUAACGGGACCUCGUUCUAUUGCGGAGUUUGGAACGAUGUUUUUUGUACCUUCAACGAGGCGGGAUACGUGUGCCCUCAGUUUUAUAAUAUAUCUGAAUUUGUUCUUGAAGUGAUAACGGGAGAGAGGGAUGGAGAUCUGAGCAAUUUGCACAAACUUAGCCAAGAUAAAUACUGGAAAUGGAGGGAGCAUUUCCAACAAUCUGUUGCGGAAACAGAUGUUACAGUUGCACCAAGAUUGGAUAUUAUUACCAACAAAUCGAAGCUAUCGUCUAUGUGGCAAGAGCAGAAGAUUUUAUUACUGAAGGCGUUGAUUUGUAUCAAACGGGACCAUAUGUUGACGAAGUUGAGAUUCACGGCACACGUUGUAAUAGCUUUUUUACUAGGCGUAAUGUUCUAUGAUUCCGGGACUAACGCUAGUAGGAUUCACAGCAAUAUAGCCUGCGUAUUUUUUAUUCUGUUGUUUUUGUACUUUGCGAACUCCUUGCCAGCUGUACAGAUGUUUCCUAUAGAGGCCGCUGUUUUCGUACGAGAAUACUUAAAUAAUUGGUACCGUUUAACGUCUUAUUUUUCUGUAAAAGUUUUGUCAGAUCUUCCGUUACAAAUUCUUUCACCUUCGGUGUUAAUUACAAUUACAUACUACAUGAGUGGUCAACCGAUGGAAUGCGACAGAUUUUUACGUACUUGGCUACUUUGUAUUUUGACAACAAUCCUUGGACAAUCAUCAGGAAUGCUCAUUGGCGCUGUCUUCAAUACACAGUUGGGAAUUUUCUUGAUUCCUGCACUCAACAUGCCAAUGAUAUUGUUUGCCGGAUUUUUCUUAAAAUUUAGCGAGGUACCAUUAUUUCUUAAACCUUUGUGCUCCAUUAGUUUCUUUAGAUUUGCGUUUGAAGGUAUUUUACAAGCAAUUUACGAUGGAGAUAGAGAAAGAUUGCGGUGUUACGAAAUUUAUUGUCAUCUACGUUCGCCUAAAAGGGUCUUAGAAGAGAUGGAUAUGCCCGCAAUUUCUUAUUACACGGCUGUGUUAGGUUUAUGUAUUUGGAUACUGUGUUUGCAAGUCUCGACAUAUUUGGUGCUUAAAUGGAAAGCACAAAAAGCUAAACAAUGA